Molecule: messenger RNA, 720 nt
Organism: Penicillium egyptiacum
Lineage: Eukaryota; Fungi; Ascomycota; Eurotiomycetes; Eurotiales; Aspergillaceae
Source: the annotation of a GenBank genome assembly
AUGAUCAACCCUGUCUACAUCAAGGGAAAAAGUCCUGUUUGGAGAUUGGGUGACCAGAAAGUGGUUGCAUGGAAAACAGACCUACCAGUCUUCAACGUAUCAAUAUGGCAGCAGAGUCCAUUGGGGGGAAGCGCCUACAGUCGAGGCAACGUAUACGCCCAAAUCAACGAAAAGGAUCCUGUGUCCAACUUCACCUGGACUGUGCAACUCUACGGCUUCGAUCUGGAUUAUUCACCCACGUUUUUCUUCUGGGUCAACCCGUCUGGACCAAGCGGUUUCCCCUCGGCCUAUUUCAACAUAACGAGAAGAUCAUCGACUGAAACGACUACCGCUUCAAUAUCGUCCCCAACAAUCCCACUCAAUUCAACUUUGGCAUCAUCGUCAGAUUCUUCUAAUACUGCCGCCAGCCCGACCGACCAACCCCCAGGACUCACAAUGACAGCAAAACUUGCACUCGGACUCGGAGUUGGGAUAGGCGUCCCUAUACUAGUCACAAUGGCUGCACUGGUCUGGCUGAGAGCUAGGCAAUUGAAAGCAAGCCACCAGGCUGCAGCUAGCAUGGUAGCUUCUCAUGGGACGGAAAUGCAACAACAGCAAGGUUCAAGCAUGCAUAUAAGUGAGAUACAUGGUACCGACCCGACUGGUUUCUGUCAGGAGUUGCCUCAGGUUGCUAGUGGGAAACCACUUCGGCCUGAAUUACCGGAUCAGCGUUAUGAUUGA